Pistacia vera is the source of this 432-nucleotide messenger RNA. Its product is annotated as putative cysteine-rich receptor-like protein kinase 16. Lineage: Eukaryota; Viridiplantae; Streptophyta; Magnoliopsida; Sapindales; Anacardiaceae. The coding region runs from base 1 to 432 and encodes 143 amino acids. The transcript has a single exon. The record is from RefSeq and is a predicted model, not a curated record.
AUGCGGAAACUUGCAAUGGGUUCUACAUACUUGCUUUCCAUUCUUCUUUAUAUGUUUAUUAUAAGCAUCAGUGUUUCUACUGUAGAUGAAUUUGCUCAUAUUUGUUACGAGACUGGAAACUUCACAAGAAAUAGCGAGUAUGAAAAGAACCGCAAUGCCUUCCCCUCAUCUCUUGCUACUAAUGUCGAAAUAAAUGGCGGCUUUUACAUGGCCGUCCUUGGCCAACACUCUGACAGAGUUUAUGCUCGUGCGGUUUGCAGAGGAGAUUCUACGAACGUAUCUUGCGCCAGUUGUGUCAGUUCAGCAACUGAUGGUCUUAUUGCAAACUGUCCGAACCAGAAAGAAGCUCUUUCCUGGGGAUUAAGGGAUUCCGAUUCUCCCUGCUUUGUACGCUAUGGAAAAUACUCAUUUUUCAAAGAAUUUGGCUUCUAG